AAUAUAAUAUAUUGUUUUCAGUAUAGCUGUUGUAUACAUGUUCAUUUGAUCGAGUGAUAUUGUGUUGAGUUGUGCGAAUCUUUAUUUGAACGAAAAAACAUGAAAUGAUCCUUGAUAUUUUGUUUUUUAUAAGUGUUUUCAUUGCUCGUAUUCAACCGCUUAUCUUAUCAUCACUUCUUUGUUUUCGUGAGUACUUGGUGAAUCUUUCCAUCUGAAAUCAGUAUACAGAGUGGGGCGACUUGGAGAACGCUGGUGAUUACUCGUCCAUUCGAUGAAAGUAGAUCUAAAAGAAAACAAAUGUACUCACUCGUGACCGAAGUUGCUAUUUAAUAGUUGUUGCUGAGUUUUUGAGUGCAGCCGUGUAUGAGCAUAAAUGUGCCAGUAAGGCAGUAGCAUAAUCGAAUCAUUUACGACCGUCGUAUCAUUGAUUUGCAGAGAAAGAGUUCCAAAAUGCCAGCUACUGAGGUUAAUAUGGAUCUACAGAAUGAAAGAAAAAAAUGCACAUUCAAAAAUAAUGAAUUCACCCUUUGGUGGGUUGGUGGCGAGUCGAAACUAAAGGAAAAGAAAUUUCGAGAGAAAUUUUUCCUGGGAGAACCGGAAUUUUUCGACAAGAUUCCUCUACAUUUCGUUUCGCACAAGGAAGUGUACGAAGAAUCUGUUCGUAAAGCCACUGUAAUAUUCCGCAAGGUGAAACAGAUGCAAGAACAAGGCAGAGAUGGAGUCGAGAAUUACAUGGCCCUCCUUGGCGGACUUCUGGGUUCGGGAAUACUGAAAGAGGGCAAUCCUCUGGGGGUGCAUUUUGUUAUGUUCCUCCCGGCGCUAAUGGGUCAUGGAACCCCGGAGCAACAGGCGGAGUGGAUUGGAAGAGCAUGGAAUUGUGAAAUCAUCGGAACAUAUGCACAAACUGAGCUGGGCCACGGCACGUUCAUCCGAGGUCUUGAAACAACUGCAACUUAUGAUGAAAGAUCGAAGGAAAUCGUGCUGAACAGUCCAACGCUGUCCUCGUACAAAUGGUGGCCCGGUGGAUUGGGUCACACCGCCAAUUACUGCGUGGUUAUUGCUCAGUUGUAUUCGAAAGGUAAAUGCCACGGUAUUCAUCCGUUCAUCGUUCAGUUACGUGAUGAGGAUACUCAUAUGCCUAUGCCCGGUAUAACGAUCGGCGAGAUUGGCAAUAAGCUUGGCAUGAAUGGAGUUAACAACGGUUUUCUUGGAUUCAAAAAUGUUCGCAUUCCACGUUCAAAUAUGCUGAUGAAAAAUGCCAAGCUACUCGAAGACGGUACAUUUGUCAAACCUCCAUCAGCGGUGUUGACGUAUGGGACGAUGAUGUUUGUGCGGGUGGUCAUUGUGAGAGAUAUUUCAAAUUAUCUUUCUAAGGCGGUGACUAUUGCCACACGAUAUUCGUGUGUGCGUCGACAAAGCGUUAUUAACCCGGAACAACCAGAAGUACAAGUCAUCGAUCAUCUCACCCAGCAGUAUAAGCUAUUUCCAGCUAUCGCAAAAAGUAUUGUUUUCAAGCUAACUUCGGACAAUCUUUGGGAUAUGUAUAAUCAGGUGACAUCAGAGCUAGAUAAAGGAGAUUUGGAACGGUUGCCAGAGUUACAUGCGAUUGCAUGUUGCUUGAAGGCGGUUUCCACGGCCGAUGCUGCCCAAGCCAUUGAGACAUGUCGAUUGGCUUGCGGUGGCCAUGGUUAUAUGACAUGCGCGAAUCUUUUCGGCACAUACGGUAUGGUAACAGCGGCGUGUACUUAUGAGGGUGAAAACACCGUGCUUCUAUUACAAACUGCAAGAUAUCUUUUGAAGGUAUGGAACCAAGCUCUGAGGGGCCAGGAACUGGUACCAACCGUCCAGUAUCUGAAGAUGUUCAUUUCUAGUAAAAAUCAGCGACAGCCGUGGGAUGACUCAAUUCCAGGGAUAAUAAGUGGUCUGCAAACGGUCGCUGCCGGAAAACUACGGCUGGCGAACGAACACAUCGAACAACGCAAAAGAGCUGGCUACACCCAGGAAGAAGCUGUCAAUCUUACUUCCAUAGAGCUGGCUCGUACUGCCGACGCACAUUGUCGUGCCUUUUUGGUACAAUCUGGAUACGAGAUGAUUGAGAAAGACUGCAAGACGAUGUCGUCGGAAUUGGGCCGUGUUUUGCGUGAUAUCUACGAACUAUAUGCGUACGAUGAGGCCAUGAAAGCGGUUGGCGAUCUGUUAAGAUUCACCACCAUCUCCGACAGCGACAUCAUAAGACUACAACAGAAGCUGGAAGAUGCUCUCGCCGCCAUCAGGCCCAAUGCAAUUGGCAUUGUUGAUUCUUUUGACAUUCCAGAUAUGGUACUUGGCUCCGCGCUUGGAGCUUAUGACGGAAAUGUAUAUGAACGAUUGUUUGAGGAAGCCAAGAAAAGUCCCCUGAACCAGGAACCCGUCAACAAAUCAUUCCACUUGUACCUGAAACCCUUUAUGAAAUCUAAUCUGUAGACACGAUAGCAGAAGGCUUUUUGAGGGAUCGAUAGUAGCAAUAACCGAAUCGUACUGAAAUCUUAUUAUAUGGUGAUAGACACAUGUUAUCGUGUAUAAAAGAGGGGCUUGGAAGUGAUUUAUAUUUUAUUCAUUUCAAAUGAAAUAUAGCUAUUUUUCUAUUUUUUUUCAUAA
Molecule: messenger RNA, 2637 nt
Organism: Toxorhynchites rutilus septentrionalis
Lineage: Eukaryota; Metazoa; Arthropoda; Insecta; Diptera; Culicidae
Gene: ACOX1
Product: probable peroxisomal acyl-coenzyme A oxidase 1
Exons: 10
Coding region: 451-2463 (670 amino acids)
Biological process (GO): lipid homeostasis; fatty acid beta-oxidation using acyl-CoA oxidase
Cellular component (GO): peroxisome
Molecular function (GO): acyl-CoA oxidase activity; fatty acid binding; FAD binding
Source: RefSeq, a predicted model, not a curated record